This is a messenger RNA of Morus notabilis, 2518 nucleotides long. RefSeq names its product translation factor GUF1 homolog, mitochondrial. Gene Ontology annotation, cellular component: mitochondrion. NCBI's taxonomy places the organism in Eukaryota, Viridiplantae, Streptophyta, Magnoliopsida, Rosales, Moraceae. The transcript is spliced from 12 exons. Gene Ontology annotation, molecular function: mitochondrial ribosome binding; GTP binding; GTPase activity. Gene Ontology annotation, biological process: positive regulation of translation. The coding region runs from base 37 to 2064 and encodes 675 amino acids. The record is from RefSeq and is a predicted model, not a curated record.
UCUCCGUCAGUUCCGCAGAGUUCGGUUAAACCGGAAAUGGGUUCUUUGAGCAGAGCUUCAAAGUCUCUGAAAUCAUCCAAGUACUUCUCUCUCUUCCAUUAUUCGUCCAAACUCGGUUCAUUUGGAAGCAACCCAUUUCUUGGUCGGUUCAAUUCUCAUCGUAUUGGAUUGAGCCAAUCUUUCUGUUCUAAUUCUCGCCAAAACAGCGUAGAAAAUGGCAUAGAUUUGAGCCAGUACCCUCCCGAAAGGAUUAGGAACUUCUCCAUAAUCGCCCACAUCGAUCAUGGCAAGUCUACUCUCGCUGACAGGCUUUUGGAGCUCACUGGGACCAUCAAAAGAGGCCGUGGUCAGCCUCAGUACCUCGACAAAUUGCAGGUAGAGAGAGAAAGAGGGAUUACUGUAAAAGCCCAGACGGCAACCAUGUUCCACAAGCACAAUUUUCAUGGUGUAGAUAGAAGUAAUGAGCAAGGAGAACCGAGUUUUUUACUUAAUCUCAUUGACACGCCUGGUCAUGUGGAUUUUAGCUAUGAAGUUUCAAGAUCACUAGCAGCUUGCCAAGGAGCCCUUUUGGUCGUAGAUGCUGCUCAGGGUGUUCAAGCACAAACUGUGGCCAACUUUUAUCUUGCCUUUGAGUCUAACUUGACAAUAAUUCCGGUCAUAAACAAAAUUGACCAGCCAACGGCUGACCCUGAUCGUGUUAAGGCUCAAAUAAAGUCCAUGUUUGAUCUUGACCCUGCGGAUGCUCUUUUAACAUCUGCAAAAACCGGGCAGGGUCUUGAGCAAGUCCUCCCUGCGGUAAUAGAGCACAUACCACCUCCUCCUGGGAAGAGCGGUUCGCCUUUGCGAAUGCUUUUGUUGGAUUCCUACUAUGAUGAAUACAAAGGAGUGAUAUGCCAUGUUGCGGUUGUUGACGGCGUGCUGCGUAAGGGGGACAAGAUUUCAUCUGCCGCUACCAACCAAUCUUAUGAUGUUUUGGAUGUUGGGAUCAUGCAUCCGGAACUCACUCCUACAGGAGUCCUUCUAACAGGACAAGUGGGGUAUGUUGUCAGUGGUAUGCGUUCGACCAAAGAGGCGCGAGUUGGAGACACCCUUUUUCAUACUCGUAGUGUCGUCGAGCGUCUUCCUGGAUUCAAGCCUGUAAAACAUAUGGUGUUCUCUGGUCUUUACCCUGCUGAUGGAUCGGAUUUUGAGGCACUUAACAGUGCAAUAGAGAGACUGACAUGUAACGAUGCCAGUGUCUCCAUUGCUAAAGAAAGUAGCACGGCACUAGGUCUGGGUUUCAGGUGUGGUUUCUUAGGCUUGCUUCACAUGGAUGUUUUCCAUCAGCGACUUGAACAGGAAUAUGGAGCUCACAUUAUUUCUACUGUUCCAACCGUUCCUUACAUUUUUGAGUAUGCUGAUGGGAGCAAAAUGCAAGUUCAAAAUCCAGCCGCGUUGCCCUCAAAUCCUAAGCAACGAGUGGUAGCUUCUUGGGAACCUACAGUAAUAGCUACAAUCAUUAUUCCUAGUGAGUAUGUGGGGCCUAUUAUCACCCUCUGCUCUGAGCGGAGAGGCCAGCAGUUGGAAUAUACAUUUAUUGACAGCCAACGAGUUUUUAUGAAAUAUCGCUUACCUUUGAGGGAAAUCGUUGUCGACUUUUACAAUGAAUUGAAGAGUUUAACAUCAGGCUAUGCAUCAUUCGACUACGAGGACUCAGAAUAUCAACAGUCUGAUUUGGUGAAACUUGAUAUCCUUUUGAAUGGACACUCAGUUGAUGCAAUGGCAUCCAUUGUUCAUAGUUUGAAGGCUCAACGUGUUGGUCGUGAACAGGUGGAGAAACUGAAGAAAUUCAUAGACAGGCAAAUGUUUGAGAUAAACAUACAAGCUUCCAUAGGAUCAAAGAUUAUUGCAAGGGAAACGAUUUCUGCCUUGAGGAAAAAUGUUCUUGCUAAGUGCUAUGGUGGGGAUGUUACUCGGAAGAAGAAGCUGUUGGAGAAGCAAAAGGAAGGAAAGAAGCGAAUGAAGCGCAUUGGGUCUGUCGAUAUACCCCAAGAAGCAUUUCAUGAAUUGCUCAAGGUUUCAUAGACAAGAAUGACUGGAAAAUCAUACUUAUAUUCCCCUUAUGCUCAGCAUCCAAAUGAUAUGCUUUUUUUGAGAUUUUCGGAGAAAGUCUUUUGGCAAAGCUUUCGUCGUGGUGGGGAUGUUACAAUGGGAUAGAAGCUAUUGGAAUAGCAGAGGCAGUGCACUUGCUCUUAUGGGCUGUCCAAGAUUUGUCUUAAGAGGGAAAAGAAUGAAGACUUUACAUGUUGUCAUCGAUGAUUCUUUGGUUAUAUCGUCAUGGAUUUUUUUUUCUUUUUUUUUUUUUCAUUACUAAAUGAGAACCAACAGCGGUAGAGGAUUUCUUAGCAAAAGAACAACGGAAGAGGAUUCUGUAUAUAAAAGUGUAACCGAGUUUUGUUCACUGGAGAACAGAAGGGAACGUUUUCGUUGUGUACUUGACGGUAUAAAUUAUUGUCAAGAAAAUAAAACAAAAUUCUUU